CGAAUGAAGAUGUGGCUGCAAAUGUAUCAGCAGCAGCAAAGUUAUUGGCAGAGGAGCCUGUCACUGACCAGACUUCGUUCUCAGUAACUUUCUUCUUUUGUGGAGUUAGGAUGAAUCAAGGCAGAUUUGCUUUCGCUCGCCCCGGAACUAGAACUGUGAGACUUCCGGGAUGGGCAAGAUGGCGGCGCCCAUAGAGUAACGUGUUACAGCUAGCAGUGUUGGUCGUUUUCUCCGGUGCAGCAGGGCGUUAUGUCGGGGUUGACAUUAUUUAUCCGGGGCCUCCCGGAGAACGCCAACAAUGAUCGGCUGGAGCAGAUCUUCAGUGAUAGCGGCCCCCUCAGACAGAGCUUCGUGGUCCGUGAAAGAGGCACAGAAAAGUGUCGUGGUUUCGGCUAUGUCACUUUCUCCAUGCUGGAAGAUGCACAGAGAGCAAUAAAGGAAAUUAAGGAGUAUGAUGGAAAGAAAAUUGAGGUUUUGGUGGCCAAGAAGAAGCAGCGUGAAAAGGAUAAAAAAAACCAAAAUAAAGAAACUACAAAGGAAAAGAAACCUAAAGAUGUCAAAGGCCAACAAAGAAAAGCCAGGCUGAUCAUCCGAAACUUGAGUUUUAAGUGUUCUGAUGAAGAUCUCAAGAAACAUUUUUCUACUUUUGGAACUGUACUGGAGGUUAACAUUCCCAAAAAGCCAGAUGGAAAGAUGCGAGGGUUUGCAUUUGUGCAGUUUUCAAAAAUGCUAGAAGCCAGCAUGGCUCUUAAGGGCACAAACAUGAAGAGCAUAAAAGGUCGGACUGUUGCAGUUGACUGGGCUGUUGCAAAGGAUAAAUACACUGCUACUCAGGGAGCGAGUACCACUGAAUCCAUAAAAAAUACCGAAAAGUCACAUCAGGGAGAAAGCGAAGCAGAAGAGAAAACGUCUACAGAUGAGGAAGACAAUUCUUCAGAUGACCAAGAAAAAACUUCAUCUAAAGAAGAAGAAAGCUCUGAGGAGGAAGAAGAGACAUCAGAUGGAGAAGAAGACACUGACCAGGGAGAAGAGUCCGAAGAUGAGAGGAAGCCUAUAAAAAAGACUGCUAGCAGCCAGAAAACAAGCAAGAAUGAUGUUGAGGAAGAGGAGGAGAGUGAUGAUGAUGUAUCUGCAGACUCUGGGCAGGAGAGUGACAUGGAAGAUGAUGAGUCUGACUCUGAGAUCCAGAAGACAGGUAAAAAAACAGAACAGAAGAAGAAGAAACCAUUGCCAUCUGAUGUCAAUGAAGGAAAAACAUUGUUUAUUAGGAAUCUGUCUUUUAAUUCUGAAGAGGAAGAUCUUGAGGAAUUGCUGUUGAGAUUUGGAAACAUUAAAUAUGUCCGGAUAGUUCUGCACCCUGACACAGAGCAUUCCAAAGGAUGCGCAUUUGUGCAGUUUGUGGAUAAAGCAGCAGUAGAGAAGUGCCUAGCAGCUGCCAAGGAUGACUCUGCAGAGAAUGGAGGUCUGGUACUUGCUGGAAGGAAGCUAUUGGUGGAUCUGGCUGUAAGCCGAGAUGAAGCUGGGAAAUUACGACAAAAAAAGGUCACCAAACCCACGGGAACCAGAAACCUGCAUCUGGCAAGAGAAGGAUUGAUCCGAGAAGGGACAAAAGCUGCGGAAGGAGUGAGUUCAGAAGACUUGGCAAAGAGAGCUAGGUUUGAAGAAAUAAAACGCCAAAAGUUGAAGUUUCAGAGCAUUUUUGUCUCUAAGACCCGUCUGUGUGUUCAUAACAUUCCCAAGUCUGUGGAUGACAAAAAGUUACGUCAGCUGUUUUUAAAUGCUGCAGGUGGAGGGCGGUCAAUUAAAAUCAAAGAGUGCCGUGUGAUGAAAGAUCUGAAAGGUGUGGGUGGAAAUCGGAGGGGUCAGUCACUCGGUUAUGCCUUUGUGGAGUUUGUUGAGCACGAACAUGCGCUAGCAGCUCUGAGGCAGGUCAACAACAACCCAGAUAUGUUUGGGCCAAAAAAGAGGCCAAUUGUGGAGUUCUCUCUGGAGGAUAAGAAUAAACUAAAGAUAAAAGAGAAGAGAGCUCAGCGCAGUCUAGAGGUACUGCGGAAAAAACAGGCAAAAGAGCAAGCAACAGUAACCACUCAGGUGCAGCCUGCUCAGGCUACCUCCAAGAAGACACCGCAAAAAGCUGGUGUUACUUCAGCAGUAACGCAGCCUGCUGCAGGGAAAAAAAUGCAACAGACACCUCAGGCGGCCGGAUGUGCUGUAAAUGCCACACAGAAACCUAAAGAAGUUACACAUAUGAAGGCAAUGUCCAAUAAAACACAGCUAAAACGAUCACAUCCUGCAGAUGUUAGCAACAACUUGAAAGGAGAAAAGCAGGAAGGAAACAAGGUACCUUCUGGGUCUUCCACGUGGUCAGGUUUCCAAACUAAGGAGGAAAUAGAGCACGAGAAGCUUCCAGAUGGGAAGAAAAGGCGGAAAGUUAUACAUAUGCCAUCCCAUACAGGUCCCAAAAUCAGGGCGCGGGACAAGGGGAAGGCCCAACAGCUUCCGCAAAAGAAAUCUAAACCUCAGGGACCGAGCAGGAAGUAUCAAAGACAACAUACCAUAGUAAAAGAGGCACCCUCAAAAAAGAAGAAACCACACUGGAGCCAAGCAGAGGCUCGCUUCAAUCAGUUGGUAGAGCAGUACAAACGCAAGAUCCUAGGGAAGCCCAGUUCAUCUGCUCCUGCUAAAAGAAGCAAGUGGUUUGAGGAUUGAAACUGCUUUGUUAGAGAAAAGAGGCUUAAUGUGUGUUCACAGAUUUGGAUUUUAUCUGUCAGUGCUGUUGUCUACAAAAAGAGGAUUGUUCUUGUUUAUUUUUUUUCAAAGGGGCAUGUUCUCUAGAUAACAAAACCCAAAAAUAUCACUUCAGAAGAGACACAAGGAAAUGUAAGACCAAUAUGAUGGAAGUCCAACCUAGCAUUUACCUACUCAAAAGUUAUCUGGGGUAAUAGGUAACCAUUAUCAGCACUCUGCAUGGUUGCAGUAGAACAGUAGGCCACAGAUUUAUGAACAUGGGAGUUAAGUAGCAAUUUUUUACAUCAUAUUAUUUUAAAGGUUUUUUUUAAGGAAUAUUAUUUGAAAGAAAAAAAAAGUAAAUUAAGGCAUACUGUGUUCUGGAAAUCUUGAACCUUAAGACAUAACAAUCAAACAUUUGCCGCAGAGCUGAGCAGAUACAUUAAUAUUUCAGCACCUUUUGGAUUCUGCUGUGUGGAGGGAUAUUUUUUAGUUCUGUCACUGCUAAUGCAACUGUUAAAGAAAAAGAAAAAACACGAGUGAACCAAAAUGAAAACAAAUUUGAACAAGACCUUUAAAUGAUAGAAAUACUGUCUGUUAUCAGAGAAGGAUAUUGAGGCUGAUAGGUUCAUGUGAUGGUGGAAAGCUGAGAAAAUGGGAAAUUUUCCAAAUGCAAUAUAGAUAAUAUUUUAAAAGUCAAAAUCAUUCAUGUGUAGAAGGAAUCUGGAAUGAUGGAAACAACACGGAUGGAACAUUAUAACAGCUCAUGUGAAAGAGAGCAGACAUUAUAUAUCUCUAUUUUAAUAUGUUGUGUUCUUACUACAUCUGGAUACUUUUAUGAAUCAGAAUUUUCAGGCCAUCGUCACUAAGAGAAUUUUUCUUUUACUCUUCACUUUUAAUUUAUCAAAAUCUGAACUCAACACUGAAUUUACAGGUCUGUUCAAAUGCAAACUAGCAACAUCUUGAUCAGUGAGACUACCUUUAUGACAUCUUUAACGUAUACCACCUUUCUCUAUGUGAUGUUAUAGCUGUAAGUUUUUGUAUUAAAUAUUUAAAACAA
Messenger RNA from Pseudophryne corroboree (corroboree frog), 3787 nucleotides. RefSeq names its product RNA binding motif protein 28 (gene RBM28). Gene Ontology annotation, molecular function: mRNA binding. The record is from RefSeq and is a predicted model, not a curated record. NCBI's taxonomy places the organism in Eukaryota, Metazoa, Chordata, Amphibia, Anura, Myobatrachidae. Gene Ontology annotation, cellular component: nucleolus. The coding region runs from base 250 to 2709 and encodes 819 amino acids. The transcript is spliced from 19 exons.